AUGCUCGAAUACUUCGUUGAGCACCACCAAUGGAUUGGUACAGUUUACAUAUGGAUAUAUUAUAAGAAUACAGGAUUACAAGUGGGAAAAAUUGGGCAAAAUGGUCGAAGUUUAGAGUUAAUAGGCACUGAAGAAGAGAAUAAUCAGUUUGUAAUUGAACUUCCGUGUGCUGUCGAACCAACAAGAGCGAAAUUAAACUACAAGGGCGAUUUAUACAACUUAAGACUUACUGCAGUCAAGAAUGAACAACGUUUUGAUCGAUCUUCUAAUCAUAUUAUGGAAGAAGUGGUGUCGAAAUGGAUGAGAAAGGAUUUAGUGAAAGGACCAUUUACUUUUUACUGUUCAUGCUGCAAUGAUCAAUUAAUUUGCUCCAAGGACUAUACUAAGGUCCGCGAUAUGCCAUCUGAGUUUUGGGCCGAGUUUAUGGACUAUUGGCACUGUCAUAAACCACAUAGCGAUACAAACUCAACUUUAUCGAAUGGUUUCGAUAAUAAAUUCACCAAAUCUGUAGUACCAACAGUAGGUGAGAUAUGUUUGAGUGACAGUUUUAUUUACAUUCAUAAGGACUCACUCAACAGCAAAAUAGUGUAUGAUUACAACAAUGUAUUCUGUAACUCAUGCAAGCAGGUUCUUGGAUCAGUAAAUAGAGAUGGCUCCAUAGGAUUCAAGAAAUGGUGUUUGAAAGCUGAGAUCAACAAGGAAAUUGAAACCAUCGAUAUAUCGAAUUACGUCCUUAAUCAGAUUUUCAAUGAACUUAAAGCGCACUCUACAAGAUUAUUUCAUAUAAGAGACAAUAGUAUAGCAAUGGAAGUUCAAGUGUGGGUGUUCGGAUUUGGUUCCACAAUAUCUUUCAGCAAUUCUCAUUUACUGACAAAUUGUAUGAAGAUCCUUUAUCAAAGAGGAGGACCACCUAAUGGCCCACAAAAUUCACAAAAUAUUGAAUUAAUUGAAGUCGAUGAGCCCAAUGCUCUCUCUGCAUUUAUUUCACGUUUGGAUGAUGUUAACUCUAACUUACCCCAUGAUCUUCAAAGAAUGAACGAAUGGAAAGUUGGUUAUAUAUCAUGUGAUUAA
This is a messenger RNA of Kluyveromyces marxianus DMKU3-1042, 1071 nucleotides long. It is a transcript of the gene IPA1, whose product is annotated as putative polyadenylation protein. Bases 1 to 1071 code for a protein of 356 amino acids. The record is from RefSeq and is a predicted model, not a curated record. Gene Ontology annotation, cellular component: cytosol; nucleus; ubiquitin ligase complex. Gene Ontology annotation, molecular function: cyclin binding; ubiquitin conjugating enzyme binding; ubiquitin protein ligase activity. Gene Ontology annotation, biological process: proteasome-mediated ubiquitin-dependent protein catabolic process; protein polyubiquitination; protein autoubiquitination. The transcript has a single exon. Lineage: Eukaryota; Fungi; Ascomycota; Saccharomycetes; Saccharomycetales; Saccharomycetaceae.